AUGGUAUUAAUUAAACUAUAUGAUGAGUCCAUCUUAAAUAACACAAUUGAGGGCUCUACGCAGAGAUUAGCUUAUUGGAUUGAUGAAGCUAUAAGAAUAGGUUUAAAAGAAAUCUUAUGCUUGUAUCAUUAUUCCUUCAAGUUCAAAGAAAAAGUAAAAAAUAUUAUAGCUAAUGGCAAGACUAAAGAUAAAACAGCAAGAUCAAUGAUUUAUAAAAAAAUGUUGCAGUAUUUAUCUAAUAUCACUCUGGAAGAUAAAGAGAAAAAAGAGUGUUCUCUUUAUGAUACUUUUCUGAUUCACAUUCAUAAACGACCUGAGCUAAAUCCUUUUCUAGUCAAUAACCAUGAUACAGAUGAAGAGGAUAAUGAAUUCGAUGCAGAUUUAACUAUUAUCAGUAGAAAAAGCACCGAUUGGAUUAUUAGUAGAAUUAAUAUUAGAGAAAAGCUAACAAAUUAUCAAUUUGAAGUAAAUUCACCUAAAACUCAUCCAAAAUAUUACGACAUUAAUUUUUUCAAUUUAAAUGACGGAGAUAGUUUUCUAAGAAUAUUAGACAAAAGUAUUAUUGUGCAGAUGCGUAAGGAAAUAAAGAUGGCAAAAGCAGAUAUGGCGAAUGCUGAUAAAGCUAUAAUAGGCUUGUUAAAAUAUGAGGUUCAUUUUUUGUGGGCCAGUAGUAAUGUGAUUGAAGCUAUUAAGAUAACGAUCAGAAUGAUUCAUACUUCUGAAAGCAACAAGAAAGCUGAAAAUACUACAAGUACCAAGAAAAUGAAGAAAAAGAAAACAGCACGAAUCAAUUGA
Funneliformis mosseae is the source of this 795-nucleotide messenger RNA. The record is from the annotation of a GenBank genome assembly. NCBI's taxonomy places the organism in Eukaryota, Fungi, Glomeromycota, Glomeromycetes, Glomerales, Glomeraceae.